CCCAGCCCAGCCCCCACCUUUUCCCCACCCCCACCCACCCCACCCGCUGGAAAUACAAGCCCAGCCUCGGCGCGCCAUGUGUGGUAACACGCUCGGCCGCUGCCACGCUAUUUAAGCUCGGGCUAUGGAUCCAGGAACCGGCACGAAUCAAUGAGAUCAAACGCGGAGGGGAUGCAUCGUCAAAUACAAGCACUUGGACAAGUCUAACUUUUUUUUUUUCCUUUUUCUUUCUUCUUCUUCUUCUUAAUUUUUUUUUAACAAAUGCGCUUUCAAAAGCAACCUUAGCAACGCCCAAAAUAAGAAGCCACCUCUAAGCAAACUAGCAUAUGUAUAAAGGGAGGGUGAAUAUAUUAAUAAUAAGUAUAUAUAUGUAUAUUACAGUUGCACAGGUUUACACGAGGUGAACUUUUUCGAUGUGUUUUUUAAACUAGUGACAUCACAGAGAAGGACUCUCUCUCUCUUUUCGCGCCUUCGUGAAGGGGGUAUUCUCUUUUCUUGGAGAGCCCAAGGGGGCGCAGGCAGGGACCUCGGCAAAGAAGAGUGGGGAGGAAAAAGGAAGGGUGGGUGGGGGGCCGAGGGCGAGCGCCUUCUCGCAGCAGCAUGCGGUCCACGCCGGGGCUCGCUCUCUCCGCGUGCGUGCUGCUGGGCUGGGCGUUGCUGGCCGGCGGCACGGGUGGCGGUGGCGGCGGCGGCGGGGGCACGGGCCCCGGCGGCGGGCGCCGGGAGCGAGAGGCGCUGCUGCCUCAGAAGAUCGACGUGCUGGUGCUCUUGCCCCGGGACGACUCGUACUUGUUCUCCCUGGCCCGGGUGCGGCCGGCCAUCGAGUAUGCGCUGCGCAGCGUGGAGGGCAACGGCACCGGGAGGCGGCUCCUGCCGCCGGGCACUCGCUUCCAGGUGGCCUACGAGGACUCGGACUGCGGCAACCGCGCGCUCUUCAGCCUGGUGGACCGCGUGGCGGCGGCGCGGGGCACCAAGCCCGACCUGAUCCUGGGACCCGUGUGCGAGUACGCGGCGGCGCCCGUGGCCCGGCUGGCGUCGCACUGGGACUUGCCCAUGCUGUCGGCGGGCGCCCUGGCCGCCGGCUUCCAGCACAAGGACACGGAGUACUCGCACCUCACGCGCGUGGCGCCCGCCUACUCCAAGAUGGGCGAGAUGAUGCUCGCGCUGUUCCGCCACCACCACUGGAGCCGCGCCGCGCUGCUCUACAGCGACGACAAGCUGGAGCGCAACUGCUACUUCACCCUCGAGGGGGUCCACGAGGUCUUCCAAGAGGAGGGCUUGCACACGUCUGCCUACAACUUCGACGAGACCACGGACUUGGACCUGGACGACAUUGUGCGCUACAUCCAGGCCAGUGAGCGAGUGGUGAUCAUGUGUGCCAGUGGUGACACCAUCCGGAGCAUCAUGCUGGCAGCUCACAGACAUGGUAUGACCAGUGGAGACUACGCCUUCUUCAACAUCGAACUCUUCAACAGUUCGUCCUAUGGAGAUGGCUCAUGGAAGAGAGGAGACAAACACGACUUUGAAGCUAAGCAAGCGUACUCAUCCCUCCAAACAGUCACCCUACUGAGGACCGUGAAACCUGAGUUUGAGAAGUUUUCCAUGGAGGUGAAAAGUUCUGUUGAGAAACAAGGACUCAAUGAGGAGGAUUACGCUAACAUGUUCGUUGAAGGAUUCCAUGACGCUAUCCUCCUCUACGUCUUGGCUUUACGUGAAGUACUCAGAGCUGGUUACAGCAAGAAGGAUGGAGGGAAAAUUAUCCAGCAGACCUGGAAUAGGACAUUUGAAGGGAUUGCUGGGCAGGUGUCCAUCGAUGCCAAUGGGGACCGGUAUGGGGACUUUUCUGUGAUUGCCAUGACUGACACAGAAGCAGGGACCCAGGAGGUUAUUGGCGAUUACUUUGGGAAAGAAGGUCGUUUUGAAAUGCGGCCAAAUGUGAAAUAUCCGUGGGGCCCUUUGAAACUGCGAAUCGAUGAAAGCCGGGUUGUGGAGCACAGCAGCAGCAAUCCAUGCAAAUCAUCAGGUGGCCUAGAAGAAUCAGCCGUGACAGGGAUUGUCGUGGGGGCCUUACUAGGAGCUGGCUUGCUAAUGGCCUUCUACUUUUUCAGGAAGAAAUACAGAAUAACCAUUGAGCGGAGAAACCAACAAGAAGAAAGUAACAUUGGAAAACAUCGAGAGUUGCGGGAAGAUUCCAUCAGAUCCCAUUUUUCGGUGGCUUAAAAGAUGCCUUCUUUUUUGUUUUUCCUGCUUGAGAUUCCUCAAGGAGAUAGAUGGGAUGAAAGACCUCAGUGGAACAGAAGGGGCAUUCUUGAAGAAUUCAUUCUUUUAAGCAGUUACCAUUGUAUUCCAAUAUUUCUUUAGAAGCUCAGGAAUUAUUAUUAUUAAUUACCAUCUGCCUCCUGGUCCUUCAUCUCAUCACAAACCAAUAUAACACUAGAACAUCACUCCCCGUUACAUGUCCCUACUACUUGGAAGUUCAUAUGAUUAGAUUUAUAUUUUUUAAAUCUGAUGUGUCCCUAUCUCGGUGCCUUGUGGGGACAUUGCACACAAGAAUAUAAACAUGUGUUUUCUGAAAUCAAAUGUUUUGUAGCUAGAAUAAAAGUCAUUUUUACAAGUAGAAUAUUCUUGGAAAGAAUUUAGCAGCCAAUAAGAGGAAAAGGUAAUGAAAAGAUUUCAAGGUUGGAAAUUCAACACUGUCCCCUGGAGCUGGUGGACAGGCUUGUGGCUGAUGAGUGUUCUGAUAGACGGCUUGACAUUCAGAUCUGACUUUGUGUCUCAAGAUAGGAUCCUCCAGGCCUUUUCCAGAGACUCACAAAAGCUAUUCUAGAAUGUUGUAAAUAUUAGGAAUGGCAGGAGGAUUUAUAUAAGAAAAGCAAGUCGAAGGUAUUUCUCUUUUUUUAAUGUAAAAAGAAAACAAAGGGCCCUAUUUCAUGCUAACAUUUUAUUUUUAAGUAUUUUAAUCUUAUAUUUUGCUAUUAAAAUGUGUCUAUUUUUUCAUUUUCAAGAUUAAAUUUCACUUAUAUUUUAAAAGCAUGGGUAACAUGUACAACAAACCAAUGACAAUGGCAGAUGCUUCUUUGUGUUUCCCUCUUCCCCUCAGCCUUAUCAAAUCACUCAUUGCUGCUUUAGUUACAAUCAGGAAAUGUAUUGAAACUAUAAACUCUACAGGAGUGCAUUAAGUUUAAACCAUUGUUUCAUUGUUUUAAAUGCAAAUUCUCUGAGGGUUACAUUCCUUCCUAAUUCUGGUCAAAUGAUGAAUUUCAAGAUCCAGAGAGAAAAGAGUGAAAAGGCUUAGGGUUUAUCAAAGGAAGCAGUCUCAUUUCUUCAAGAAAAAUUUAAUGGUGAGAAUAUAAUAGUAAACACAAA
This is a messenger RNA of Perognathus longimembris pacificus (Pacific pocket mouse), 3366 nucleotides long. RefSeq names its product natriuretic peptide receptor 3 (gene Npr3). Gene Ontology annotation, molecular function: peptide hormone binding; natriuretic peptide receptor activity. The record is from RefSeq and is a predicted model, not a curated record. Gene Ontology annotation, cellular component: membrane. The coding region runs from base 601 to 2220 and encodes 539 amino acids. Lineage: Eukaryota; Metazoa; Chordata; Mammalia; Rodentia; Heteromyidae. The transcript is spliced from 8 exons. Gene Ontology annotation, biological process: regulation of blood pressure; vasodilation.